Molecule: messenger RNA, 1082 nt
Organism: Struthio camelus australis
Lineage: Eukaryota; Metazoa; Chordata; Aves; Struthioniformes; Struthionidae
Source: RefSeq, a predicted model, not a curated record
UCCGACGGCGUCCCGGCACGGGUUCAGCCAUGAGCCGGGCGCUCUGGAGGCUCCUCCUCGCCUGCAUGCUGGUAGCUCGGGUGAGAGGGACGCAGCAGUCCCAGGAGCCGUCCUCCCCUGCGGGGUUUCAGGAGUGCAAGAAGGCCCUAAAGCUCCCGAGCCUGGAAGUCCUGCCUGGCGGGGGUUGGGAUAACCUCAGGAACUUGGACAUGGGCAGAGUCAUGAACCUGGGCUACACGCUGUGCAAGACCACGGAAGACGGGUCCUACAUCAUCCCGGAUGAGGUCUUCACCAUCCCUCGCAAGCAGAGCAACCUGGACAUCAAUUCAGAGAUCAUCGAGUCCUGGAAGGAUUACCAAAGCGUCACGUCUGCCUCCAUCAACAUGGAGCUGUCCCUCUUCUCCUCUAUCAACGGCAAGUUCUCCCACGACUUCCACCGGACCAAGACCCACCAAGUCAAGGACCAGGCGGUCACCACUCGAGUCCAGGUCAGGAACCUGGUCUACACUGCCAAAAUCGACCCGGGAGCAGCCCUGGACAAGAGCUUCAAGAAGCAGCUGCUGACGAUUGCCAGCCACCUGGAGAACAACCAGACGCGGAUGGCCGACUUCCUGGCGGAGGUGCUGGUGCUCAACUACGGCACCCACGUCAUCACCUCUGCGGAUGCCGGCGCCACCUUGGUCCAGGAGGACCAGAUCAAGGCGACCUUCCUGAAGGACAGCUGGGCCACGCGCAGCGCGGUUACCGCCGCGGCCGGCGCGGCCUUCCACGGCAUCAUCAAUGCGAAAACCGAGGGGUCCGUGGACGUCAGCUCUGCCUUCACCAGGCAGUACCUGGAGAACCGCACCAACUCCCGGGUGGAGAGCAUCGGCGGGACCCCCUUUUACCCGGGCAUCACCCUCAAGACGUGGCAGGAGGGCACCAGCAACCAGCUGGUGGCCAUCGACCGCUCGGGGCUGCCCCUGUACUUCUUCAUCAGCCCCGGCGCCCUGCCGGAGCUGCCCCCGCCCACGGGGAGGAAGCUGACUUCAGCCUUUCGCUUCCCCUCCCGGAGCUCGUGGCCACCACCACGGCCAACCUAA